CGGCCAUCGCCCCUGUGAACGGAAAAUCAAUAUGGUGUGUUGCUAGCUUUCUGCAGACAGUAAAUACAAAACAUCCCCCAGCAGGAAGUUGAUUCUUCAACAAACAUCCGGAAAACCCAGCCGCCGACUGAAACCCAGCUGGUGGCUGUGCGCAUUCAAGUCCCAAAAGUUUAACCUUCAUCUGUUGAUGUUUCUGCGAGGCACCGAGCCAAAAUACGCUACGUACUGUGCCUUUUUUCGGUGGCCAUCUCGAAAAGCCCACCAGCAGACCGGAUUGAUUGACCGGAAAGGGUAUAGUUUUCAAAUCUAGGAACCAGUGCUAUCGAAGAAAGGAGGAGGUGUUGUGUUGUUGUUGGUUGCGACGUAGCAACACCGCGGUUACCCUUUUCCGGGACACUAUAGUGACGCAUAAUAGUCACAGCAACCAAGCAAGCAAACCGCCCUUCAGUGCCGAAGGGACAACUCAGCAUAACAAAAAGCGGCAGUGUGCAGAGCGAACCCGGAGCAGACUGACCACAACAGUUACUCGCGGCUGGAGUGCGUUUGGCGAAACGAAACACAGCUCCAACGUUUUCUUGUCCGCCACAACAUGGCAUCUGGAUCCGUGUCCGUUUCCACAGGAACCAAAACCACCAACAAGACCAGUGGCACCGCAGGCACGGUUGCUACCGGCGGGGCUGCGGGCCGCAAAAAGUCCGGUCCCAAGUUCGAGCUGUCCGACGAGCAGCGGCAGGACAUUAAGGAAGCGUUCGAUCUGUUCGACUCCGAGGGCACGGGCAUGAUCGACACCAAGGAGCUAAAGGUGGCGAUCCGGGCGUUGGGGUUCGAGCCGAAGAAGGAGGAAAUCAAACGGAUGAUCGCCGAAAUCGACAAGGACGGUUCGGGUAAGAUCUCGUUCGACGACUUUCUGCAGCUCAUGACGGUCAAGAUGGCGGAGAAGGACUCGAAGGAGGAGAUACUGAAGGCGUUCCGACUGUUCGACGACGAUGAGACGGGCACGAUCUCGUUCAAAAACCUGAAGCGGGUCGCAAAGGAGUUGGGUGAAAAUUUGACCGACGAAGAGCUGCAGGAGAUGAUCGACGAAGCGGACCGGGACGGAGACGGCGAAGUGAACCAGGAAGAGUUUUUGCGAAUCAUGAAGAAAACGAGUCUCUACUAAAGCGAGGGCGCCAUGCGUGCUUUACUGUAAUUAUUUUUUAAAAGGAAACUAUCUGUUUAAGUGAUUAAUUUACGAGUGGAACGAUCGCAUUUGAUGUGAGGCGAUGAACGUGCCAGAUUAUCGCGAUAGGGCAUUUUGUGAGGUUUGAUCAAGUUCCGUAAAGUAUUCCUAUUUGGACUGCAGAAUCCGCCAAAUUUGCAUUUAAACCUCUUCCACCAACACGAUGAAGUCAUUCCGUGCGGAUUUAUUCAGCAAACACAACAAACAUCUGCCUCACUGGGCGAUACGAGAUGGAUUAAGCAGGCAUAAGGGUUAAUUUGAUAAGAAACAGUCUGAAUCAAACCUAUUACAGACAUGCUCCAUUUCCGCUCGAAGACAAAACGCUGAUAAUCCAAACAAUACGCAAACUAAGCAUUAAAAAAUCGCCAAAAAGCAAACCAAACUACGGUGAAUCAUUCCAUCACACUGGUUCGAGAGAAACCGAUCCGAUUUUUAUUAUCAGCGGCCUGUCGCCGGAAUACGCACCCAGAACGGAGACGUGCUUUGCAUUAGAAAAAGUAGAUUUGUUUCGCCAAACAUUUACCGGGACACAGCACGUUUUAGGGGAGGAAUUUUUACUCAAACUUAGGCACAAGUGUGUGGCCCAUGGUUGCGGGAGUUUUAAGGGGGGCGCUUUAGGCGCACUCCCCUUUUACGUAUCGAACGACUCGCUCUCUCUACGCGGGUACCUGUUCUCCGGUAGUGCUUUGCCUUUUUACCGUGGGUCAUCGUUGCACCGCUGCAAGUGCUUAUGCUAAUGAUACGGAGAUGGGGCAAAAGCCGGAAAAGCGCCAGCGAUCAGCAGCGCUCGAAAGAGGGACACGCAAAACAAGGACGCGGCCACAGCCAAGUUUGGACCUUUUUAGGAUUAAGCACCCGCGCCGCUGCCGUUCUGUAGUGUGAGUUAAAUGUAACGAUAAAAAUUACACGAAUAAAAACGUAAUCACGGACGGAGCGUGUUGGCCAACAGCAAACAGAUUGAACUAGACACGCAUGCAGCAUUACGAUGGCACCAGCCGGAAGCGAGUGGAUUGCGUGAGCGAACACGAACAGGAAAU
Molecule: messenger RNA, 2256 nt
Organism: Anopheles bellator
Lineage: Eukaryota; Metazoa; Arthropoda; Insecta; Diptera; Culicidae
Exons: 2
Coding region: 590-1159 (189 amino acids)
Biological process (GO): mitotic cell cycle; centriole replication
Cellular component (GO): centriole; centrosome
Molecular function (GO): calcium ion binding
Source: RefSeq, a predicted model, not a curated record